AUGCACAGUCUGAAGGAAAAGUCUACUGUUGGGAAACUCGUCAGAGAUGGAGUACAUAAAAAUAAAUACUCAUUGAUAUCAGAACAGACCCUAAACCAAAAGGAAAAUAUCCUAUCGAACAUUUUGACCCAUGGACGCAUUCCGGAUGAAGGAUUAAACGAAAUUACUAUUAUGCACAUUUUGCAUAAAAUUUCAUCUCAAAACUUGUGUAACAGUGAAAAGAAUGUAAAAAUAGGGGAGAGAGAGAACAGAAUAUACAGUGCGCUCGUUAGGAGCAAGUACAUUGGAUUUGGACACGGCAUAGGGAGAUCCGGAAAUCUGGAUGAUGUACAGCCGAAGAGUGCAGGGAAUAGCAUCCUAGCAAAAGCAACAACACGUAUUGUAAAAGAUUUAAUAAAAGAUUUUGGCAUUAGGAGUUGUCAAGAUGUGUACAUAUUACCAUAUGCAACAGGGAUGUGCAUAAGUACUUGUCUUCUUUAUAUAAAAAAGGAAAGAAUAGAUAGUGAAUAUGUAAUUAUUUCGAGAAUAGACCAUAAAACAUGUUAUAAAUGCAUUGAAUUUUGUAAUUUAAAAUAUAUUGUAGUAGAUAUGAUUUUUAAAGAUGAACAAUUAUAUACAGAUAUUGAGAACAUAAAAAAUUUAAUGGAUAAAUAUAAAGAGAAAAUUUGUUGUGUUAUAUCAGUAACAGCUAGUUAUGCACCUAGAAAUUGUGAUGAUAUAAUAAACAUUUCUCUUCUUUGUAAGAAAUAUAAUAUGCCUCAUAUUAUUAAUAAUUCCUUUGGAUUACAAUGUAAUUACAUUUGUAAAGAAAUACAGAGAUGUUAUAAUGAGAAUGGAAGAAUUGAUUUUGUUGUUCAAAGUUGUGAUAAGAAUUUCCUUGUACCAGUUAAUGGUGGUAUUGUAUUUAGUGGAAAUAAAAAAAAGAUGAAUGAAUUGAAAAAGACAUAUCCAGGUAGAACUCCUGUACAUGCAUAUCUAGAUCUUUUGAUUACAUUAUUAGAAUUAGGGAAAACUAAAAUAAUGAAAUUAAGAAAAGAAAGGAUUGAAAAUUUUAAUUGGUUUAAAGAGAAGAUAUAUACAUUAUGCUCUAAAUAUAAUCUUUCCUUAAUAAAGACAAGUAAAAAUACUAUAUCAAUGGCUAUAAACUUAAAUGAAUUGUACAAAUAUUGUGGUUUAGAUGACCCUAAGAAGAUAUGUUUACUCGGUUCAUUUCUUUUUUAUAGAAAUGUAACAGGGCACAGAGUCAUAUGCUCUCCUUUGCUAAUUAAAAAUUAUAUUUUAAAAAAAAUAAAAGAGAAAAGGGAAGUAUUUACAACGGAAUCAGAUCGGAAUUUCCACUCCCAGUGUAGUGAUGUUCACACAGAGGAACAGGGGAGCAAUCCAUAUAGCUCCGUCAGGAGGGGGAAUAGCAUACAAGAUAGCAGUUCUGUUAUCAAUCCAGUUAGCAGUGCAGUUUGCAACCAAGUUAGCCUUCCAAUCAGCGAUCAUAGCAAGAACACAAACAUGGACCCUUUUUGUCAUCGAACGAUUGAGCAUAAUGAAGAAUUGACGAAUAACAAAAUUACCAUAAGUAAUAAACUAGAAGUAAAACAAGUUGACAAUGAUUUUGAAAAAUUAAAUGAAAAAAAUACAUUAAAAAUAGGGAAUCACAUAUUUCAAAGUUUUGGCACCAGUUAUGACUUGUAUCCUUUUUCAUAUAUCGCCUUCUCAUGUGUAAUAGGAAUUGAAAAGGAGGAGCUCCAAAGUUUUGUCCAAAAAUUAGACGACGCUAUUGACUAUUUUAUUAGAAAGUUCAAGAGAAAAGAAAAAGAAAAAAAUAUUUCCUCACAUGAUUAA
Molecule: messenger RNA, 1836 nt
Organism: Plasmodium malariae
Lineage: Eukaryota; Apicomplexa; Aconoidasida; Haemosporida; Plasmodiidae
Gene: SEPSECS
Product: O-phosphoseryl-tRNA(Sec) selenium transferase, putative
Exons: 5
Coding region: 1-1836 (611 amino acids)
Biological process (GO): conversion of seryl-tRNAsec to selenocys-tRNAsec; selenocysteine incorporation
Molecular function (GO): tRNA binding; O-phosphoseryl-tRNA(Sec) selenium transferase activity
Source: RefSeq, a predicted model, not a curated record